UAAAAGUCGAAUUGCCGUGAGUUGUGGUAUUUUAGGUGUAAGAAUAUCCCGUAGAUUUAUAUUUACGCACAAAAUGAGUGUUAAACAGGCAGAAUUUGCCGAUACUAAUGGGUUCGAGAGUAAAACUCCGUUUCUGAUCGGUGUGGCGGGAGGCACGGCGAGCGGCAAGUCAACAGUAUGCCAACGUAUAAUGGAAAAGUUAGGGCAACAGCACAAAGAACAGACAGAGAGGCGAGUGGUAUGCAUCAGCCAGGACUCAUUUUACCGUACACUCACACCAUCAGAGCGACUGAGAGCUGAGCGCGGACAGUUCAACUUUGACCAUCCAGAUGCAUUUGACGACAAGAAGCUCUUGGCAAUACUCAAAGAUAUACUUGCUGGAAAGAAAGUUGAAGUGCCAGAGUAUGAUUAUGUAACAAAUUCUAUCAGCCACCGUUCACACACUAUCUACCCAGCUGAUGUGGUUCUCAUUGAAGGCAUCUUGGUGUUUUAUUUCCCUGAAGUGAGGGAGUUGUUUCACAUGAAGCUAUUUGUUGACACAGACUCUGACACCAGGCUGGCUAGACGAGUGCCACGCGACAUAAUGGAUCGAGGCCGCGACUUGGAGCAGGUUCUGAACCAAUACAUGAACUUCGUGAAGCCGGCCUUCGAGGAGUUCUGUCUGCCGACCAAAAAGUUUGCUGACGUCAUCAUACCCCGCGGUGCAGACAACUUGGUUGCCAUCGACCUCAUAGUGCAGCACAUAUCAGAAUAUCUCAAGAAGAGUUCAUCCGACAAGUUUGGUUUGCAGUGCCCGCCACUCUCACCUUCGACACCCACCAGCCCACAACGGAGCGGGAAGAUCGGGCGACCUCACUAAUCUAUUUAAAAAAAUAUUAUUUAUUUUAUUCAAUUAAAGUAUGGAUGGAUGAAUGAAGGUAAUGAAGCCAAAUUAUGCUGAAAGCACUAAUGAUAAUUCGGUGUCAAACAAAUAAAUCUCUGAAAGUAAACUAAAUUGACAGCUGUAAAAUUAGCAUUUUUUUUAGUGUUAUCAAUAAAGCUCAGUUUAGAGAUUUGUGUACAGCCGAAUAACACUAAAUAUAUUUUUUAUUAACGCUGUCUCCUCCUACGUACAUGCUAAAGUAAGCCAAGAUGAGAUAAAUAAUGUGAAAAACAUAAGUGCAGAAAAAAACAACUUUCUGCCCCUUUCUUUCGCUCGUGUUCAACGUCAAAAGUUUGUUGACUAGUAGAAGUUUUUACAGACAUAAAGCAAGUUUGAAUGGCGUUCACAAACUAUAGCUUUGCCCACCUCUGUACCUACUCGAUUUCCAGGCAAGCUUGUAACUAUAUGUGUAGAGAUUAUAUAUCUGCAACUCAUAGUAAAACUUAUAGUAUGCUUAAACGUUUCUUUGAAUAUGUGUUUCUCCAAUAACUCGUAAUACAGAGAAUUAUUUGGCAAAGAUGAAUGUGAAGAGACUGGGUUAGAUAUGAGAAUGUUGGUACUAAAGUACCAACAGAAUGCGUCACGGAAGUUGAAAAGUGGGUAGUUAAUACGCAUCUCCGAAUGCAACGGUUUUAAAAAGUGUUUGUGUCGCUUCCCAUAUCGUCGCCCCUAGAUAAAUAAUAAGAAGGGAAGAUUAUUCUGGGCUUGUUAAAAAUAUAAUAGGUAUAAAUAUAACUUGGUGGAGCUUAUGGGGUAGGUACCAUUACCUACUGUAAUGAUGGAUGUUGGACUCGAAGAAAUUUAACUCUAACUUUAUCUACCACAUAUAGUACCUUAAGUCAAAAUAUCAAAUGCAUAUCGCACAAUAUAUAAUCUGACUUAAUUUUGGUUUCUUUCGACUGAAAGAUUAAAUGCAGUUGUCCUGAUUUUCGGUUAAUGACUACUUCUAAACAUAACUAAAAAAAGUUUAUAAAAUUGAUAUAGAUUUCCAAUUUCAACACUUUAUUCUGAGCAGUGUAUCUAUCCUGUACUAUAUGUAGUAUCUCUAUGUAGCCAUCUUACAUUUUAUUUUGCUACUUCGCUCUUUCAACUUCUGUGAUGCAAGCUGAACGUACUCUGUUGAUUUCAUUAUUUGAGGCUAAUUCGAGUUAGUGUAGACAAAAUUUUUAAUAUAAAAUUUUUUAACAAAUUGGUGAACCGUACCUUCCCAAUUAAAAAACUAUUUAAGUUUGGAAACAUGGUCGUUUAAAUUAUAGAAAGUAGUUUGCUCUUAUACGUAAGGAAUUCAAUUAUUUAUAUUAUUAUUUUUCAUUGAAAUAAUUGUCAUUAUUUAUUCUUCAUUUCAAUAAAAUGGCUCUCAUGUCACCGUUGUCAAAAAUAUUACCGCAGAAAGUGCUGUAAUAUGUUCCUAUCAUUGAUAAGGGUUAUUUUCGUAGGUUCGGGUGCGUUAAUUAAGGAAUUUAUUAAAAAACGUAGUAUAGUACACGUGUGCAUUAAAAAAAUUAAACUGUUAAACUAUUUAAACCCUAUUAAAAGAGUUUAAGCAUUAGAAUUUGCACCUUGAAUUAAAUUUUUUGAUUGAACUUGUAUCGAAGCAAUGAUAUUUAAAAAUAAUUGUGUUUUGUUCCAUAGAAAACAUCCAAUAAGAAAUAGCUCUUUAAUGGUUGAAAAUAAUUCAUAGAUAAAUAUUUAUUUAAUAGUUUCUUAAUUACAAUAUUAUUAAGUAUUUUACGGUAUAAAUGCUGUAAGCAAAUUGUGCUAGUUCGGUUUGCCCAAAUAUCUAAACUACAUUAAAUUGACAGCUGUAAAAUAAGGGUGUCACUGUUAGUUUUAGUGCAUUGAUUUGUGUAAAACAGAAUUGGCACAAUUGUACGUUUGCGCACGUAUUGGUUGAUUUCAUAUUCAUUGUGUGAAAAUAAAUACCAAAAGGUUGCUCGUAUAGGAUACAAGACACAAAAGUGACUAUUUACUCACACCUUAGCCAUUGGAGUCAUAGUUUAUAAUAUAGUUGUUCUGUACUCAAAACGCUAUUCAUAUUUUCUCAUAAAGAAAGAUUUUCGUAUAGUAGGUAAAUUACUAGUCAUAUAGAAAAUGUAAUAGUGAUUUUUGUACUUAUA
Messenger RNA from Pararge aegeria (speckled wood butterfly), 3039 nucleotides. It is a transcript of the gene Uck, whose product is annotated as uridine-cytidine kinase. The coding region runs from base 74 to 859 and encodes 261 amino acids. The transcript is spliced from 6 exons. NCBI's taxonomy places the organism in Eukaryota, Metazoa, Arthropoda, Insecta, Lepidoptera, Nymphalidae. The record is from RefSeq and is a predicted model, not a curated record. Gene Ontology annotation, cellular component: cytosol; cytoplasm. Gene Ontology annotation, molecular function: ATP binding; kinase activity.